Messenger RNA from Anolis sagrei ordinatus, 1780 nucleotides. It is a transcript of the gene CXH19orf44, whose product is annotated as chromosome X C19orf44 homolog. The record is from RefSeq and is a predicted model, not a curated record. Lineage: Eukaryota; Metazoa; Chordata; Lepidosauria; Squamata; Anolidae.
UCCUUCGCUCUGAUUGGCUCCGGCCUCCCUGAUCAGGUUGCUAGGCAACGCCACGAGAAGUGGGAAGAAGGAAGAAGGCCGCGAUGAGACGGGACCGAGGCAGUUCGGAGGAGGGGCCUCCUUCGGGAACUGGAAAGAAGGAGUCUCGAUGGAAGACAGCAUCAAAUGGGAGGACAGGUCUGAAGGAGGAAGAGGAGGAAGGCGCUUCCCAGCAGCCCAGGCGGUUCCUCAAGCAGAAGCCUGCCUCCGGGGCCACGGAUGACCUGGGGACACUGGGCCCCGAUCCGGCCCUGCAGAGGCUCCUAGGGCCCCUCUCUGCCCCGCCGGCCAGGCCCAGCCCCGCCCUCAGGAAAGCGGCACAGAUCCAGAGCAGAAUAUUCCGUCGUCGGGAAGAAGGCGCCAAGCACCUGGCUGCCCUUUUGGAUGCUUCUGAGCUCUCCUCCUCCGACCCUGACUCUGUCCUGAGGGGCUCCCGAGACACCGAGGGCAGGCAGAAGAAGGACCCUCCACCCCGUGCUGCCUCAUUGCGACCCCCCAGCAGGGCAGCAGCCCACUCCCCAUCGCCACAAGGGAGCCGUCUGUUUGCAACACCCAGCCUGGAAGGGCCCUCCCUUGAGGAGGAUCAAAGCGCCAUCCGGUCCCUGGAUGAGUUGUUCUCCGAACGGGACCAAGACGCCUCCUUCGCCUCCUCUGACAGCGAUUUCCGGGUGAAUGUCUUGAGCCUGGAUGACUUGGCACCUGCAGGAGGCAUCGAGGAGGAGGAGGAAGAGUCUCGAGAAGAGCAGGCCCACCCGGUGGCUGGGGAACCCUGGAAGAAACCGGACGCAGCAUCCUUGACUGCUCCUUUGGCCGCCACCCGAAGCAUCUUCAGUGCCUCGAAAGAUGUCGGCGGAAGAGAUCUACCCUCCGAGGAAGAAGAGGGGGCGGAGGAGGCGGGAGAGACUGAGAUCUCAGAACGACUGGGCAGCCCUUCCGAAGCGCCGCCCUCCUCUUCCGGAUCUCCUGGGGAGGCUGAGUAUUUGGAUGACUUUGAACCGCCCUCUUCCUCCUCUACGACCUCGCAGUCAUCAUCUGAGGAAGGAGCCACGUCGGAAGAGUCGCGUUCAAAAGCUUCCCCGUCUCGUUCCAGCCAAUCAUGUUCCUCUUCCCUCUGGCAGCUUCCCAGUACCCAUAAGCAGAGGACGACGAAAAUGAUGGAUGCGGCAGUGCAGACCAACAGCCUCCCACCGCUUUCCCAAUGGAUGCAGGCGGAUAUCCCUCUCAUCGGCCUGGCGUUAGGUGGAGGAAGCAAUAUGGGCGCCGCUCCCAUUGGCAGCCCUGCCCUGAGCCUGGACGCCAUCGAAGGCCUGGCAGGUCAUAGUCCAGCGGCCUUUGCCUUGAAUGAGAUGCUGAAGGAGAACCUGCUGUUCAUCCGGCAUUAUUCGGAGACCAGCCGUCGUCUCCACGCGUCCCUGGUGGCUUCCCUGGAGGAAGAGCGCUACCACUACCACACGCUGGAAGAAGCCAAGAUGUACAUCCAAAGCCACAAGGCCCGGCCUCUGACUGCGGAGCCAGCCUUACUAGAAGGAGAGGAGCAGGAGGUGGUGGAGGCGCCUUCAGAUUGAUUUUAACCGGGGCCACAAGCAAGGAAGGAAGGCGAGCUGCAGAAGAGAAGCUGCUUCUCCCAGAGGGGACUGCGACGGCAAGGAACGGUGAUAGCAAACCCUCCGCGGAGAUUGGAACGGUGGAAUUGUGCACCCCCGACACAAACACAAUUAAAACAGCUCUCGACGUAGGAGAA